Messenger RNA from Actinia tenebrosa (Australian red waratah sea anemone), 1026 nucleotides. Its product is annotated as transmembrane protein 121B-like. NCBI's taxonomy places the organism in Eukaryota, Metazoa, Cnidaria, Anthozoa, Actiniaria, Actiniidae. The record is from RefSeq and is a predicted model, not a curated record.
AUGGGCAAGAACACAGCAAUCUGGCGUCGUCAUGUUGCAAGAAUUCUGGGUGUCCUUUUGCUUGUGUUCCAAGGAGCAAUUAUUGAUUAUUAUUUGAUCCAAGGAGAGAGUUCUCGAUGGUUUGCAUGGCUUUUAACCGAUGGAGUGGUUCUGGCGACGUGGAUUGCAGCUAUGCUAAUAUCGUAUCGUCGUCUAAGCAGCCGAAAACAAAGAUACAGUUUAGAUCAAGGGGUUGGAUUUUUCAACGAUGAACUUGCUUUUGCCUACAUUGCUUGGCUUGUGUAUGCAUUACAUCUUGUUCCUCAGGUCGCCACGCUUUUUAGAACAAAGGCAAGUAAGCUUGACGAAAAAACAAUGGUCUUUGGUCCGAAUAUGCUAAAGAUGUGCCUUUGUAUAACUCCAGCGUUGUUUCUUUUCCUUCUCUUCGCUCACCACGACUCCAAACCCCGCACAUCCAGAAAAUUCUACUUGGAAAAACUUUCCGGCGCCGUUACUCUCGAUUUAUUCGACAGCGUUGAAAUGCUCGAGUACUUGUUCGAAAAGGAUGCAGUCCCUGAUUCAGUGAACAUAGCCAUUUUGAUAUUCUCGUGCAUAAAUUUCUUCCUGCCAGUUUUCGCUCUCUACGARUUGAAGCACAAUAAAUUUCACGCCAACGGUCAAGUGUCUCCUUUGUCUUUCAAGAUCUUUUACAUCUGUUCCUUUUUAUUUUUUGUUAAUGUACCAUUUCUGGUCAUUCGUCUAAUAUUAUGGCAUUCGUACCACCUGGACAUUUCAGUUUUACUAGCAAAGAAUGCUUUGGCAAUCGUCCUGGGGGUGAUUGAGAUAGCAGAGUUUUGUGGAGAUGAAAGACCCAAGAAGUGUUUAUCAUGCUCCAAUACCUUUGCCAAAAGUUCUUUCAAGAGUCACCUUGAAGUAUGUGCAAAUGAAGCGACAGGAGAACUAGAGUUGAUGAGGGUUAAUGAACAAUCGCCUUCAAAUGAUGGCCCAACCAUUACCGUGAAAACAGGGGAUCCAAAUCUUGCAUAA